Chelmon rostratus (copperband butterflyfish) is the source of this 2962-nucleotide messenger RNA. It is a transcript of the gene nell3, whose product is annotated as NELL (neural EGFL like) family member 3. The transcript has 5 exons. The record is from RefSeq and is a predicted model, not a curated record. NCBI's taxonomy places the organism in Eukaryota, Metazoa, Chordata, Actinopteri, Chaetodontiformes, Chaetodontidae. Bases 146 to 2962 code for a protein of 938 amino acids. Gene Ontology annotation, molecular function: calcium ion binding; protein binding.
AGCACUUUCACAAUAGUCUUGUCUAGGCAGAACUAGGCCGUCCCCCCUUUAUCUGGACUGUGCUGCAAUUGUUUGACAGCCGCAAACACAGACGGACCAGGAGGAAACUGCAGGCAGGCAGAGAGUGGGACCAAGCUGACGCAAAAUGGUUUUAGUAACACCGGUGCUGUUGCUGCUGCUGUCUUGGGUAUCGCUGCAAGCUGUCGCAGAGAUUUGCCGGGGGACGCACUGCUACGGCGCGCAGACCGGCGAUCCACGACCGUGCACCGGAGCGCACUGUCCGGGGAGCAGAUCCUCCAGACCGCCGCGGCAGUUUAACCCGACAACGCAGGGGAGAGCGGCGCAGAUAGUUGCCAGCCAGCACCAUGCGCACCCGAGCUCUCCAAGAGCAGCGUCGGAAGCCUAUUCGGCCGGCCAGCCCCUUCGCGGGCGGCACGGGGACAGCAGCAGCGCCGCACGGAUAAGAGCGCUUGAAGUUUUUCCUGCGGGGUGCACCGACGUGGACUGCGCCGCUCCUGCGAAACAAUUUCAGCCCACUAAUGACACCCGAGACUGCAGAGGGAUCGAGUGCAGACUGCCACUGAGGAUACGGCCAAAAUCUCGAGCGAAGUCGUGUGUGGGAGAGGGAUGUCUGGCCGGUUCAGAGGAGAGCGUCUCCUCUGCCGCCGCCAGCCAGCUUCCUCCAGUCCAUCUGUCCGACAGAGCCGCACAGUUUCUGGGAGAUUUUCCGGAGCUUGGAUAUCCGUCGCCGGAACUUGGCGGCGCGCCUUUGGGUGUCCAGCUCACAUGUGACAUCAAGCCAGGGGAGAAUGAAGUCCCCUCAGAAGACGCCCUCAUCCUUCACCUCCAGCUGGCCAAAGGGCAGGAGAAGCUGGUGGAGGCCAUGAGAGCCCAGCAGGUGGUCAUCCGCGACCUGCAGCAGAAGCUCGCGGACCAACAGGAGGCGCUACUGUCCCAGCAGAGGGAGAUCCUGGAUCAGCAGCGGCGCAUGUAUGAGCAGAUGGACGUGGUAAAGGCGCAGUACGGCCUCCUCUCAGACACCGUCAAACAGGUUUCCUUCCAGGGCCUGCAGGGUGAGCUGCAGAACUACUUCGAGAGCCACCUGGCGGGUCUGCAGAGCCAGGCCCGCAGCCACCUGCAGAAGUCCUACGCCGUCCACAAAAUGGACAUGGACACGAAGGUGAUGGAUGUGGUCGGAGAGGCUCAUUUUCCUCAACCUCUGCUGGGAUGCCCUUCGCCCUGCGGGCAGGAGGAGUUCUGUGAUUUUCAGAGGGAUCCACCUCAGUGUGAGAAGUGCACCAUGUGUCCACCGGGCUUCUUUCUGAUCUCACAGUGUUCUCCUACUGCAGACAGGAUGUGCCAGGACAGAGAUGAAUGCCUUGAAUUACCAAGCAUUUGUGGAGAGCGAGUGAAGUGCCUUAAUACUCCAGGUGGGUUCAGGUGUCUUGGCGUCUCUGAGAGAGAAGCAGUGAUGGGCUUGUGUGGCCAUGACUACUUCUACAACCAGGAGCUGCAGGAGUGCCAGGCCUGCUCGGACUGCGAUGGAGCGCCGGUCACCGCUCCCUGCACGGCUAUCAGUGACGCUGUCUGCGGGCAGCCUUCAGAGAGCCGACUCUCCCAGUCUUGGGGGGCCAACGUGGUAAUUCCCCAUGCACGCACCGCUGGCACACACAUCUUCCCCGGGCUGCAACUAAACAUCCGAGGCAAAGAAAUCACUGAUCUGCUGUCCAACGAGGCAGGGCAGGUGACGUUCCUGCAGCACGGCCUGGUGUGGUUGGAUCACAACUUUGCGAUAAAGCACAGCUGCAGGAACUUCCUUCAGGUGGGAAUGAGGCUCAAUGGGAGCCAGGAGGAGGAGGGUCGGGACCUCAGUGGUGUUCGCAUUGAACAGCCGGAUGGGAAGUACUUCCAGGGUGUCAGCGUCAGCAGUGGAGUUGAGGUGGAGCCUAACCACACCUUCACCCUGCUGCUGAAGAGUCCGAAUCAACACUGCAACCAGAGCAAGGAUCUUCACGUCUACGAUGUCAUCACUCCCUCUUUCAGCCUGCUCUGGUUGUCGCACGAUACCGGGGCCGUAGCCAUGACGGCUCAGAUGUCCCUGUUGGCGCACUACCAGACCAGCUACCGCCCAACUUUCCGCAUGACUUCAGUCUCUGACCCGUAUAUGAUCAUUCUAACCCACGACAACCGCGGCGUGCGCUUCACAGAAAGCGGUGUUGUGAAGUUUGUCCUGCAGCAGGCGCUUUACUCCAUGGGCCACACCUGCAUUCGAGAGGGUUUCUCCCUUAUUUCCUACACUAACCGCAACGGGACUGGCCAGGAGGCGAUGCAGGCCUUCAAGACGGGCGUCAACUACAGGGACACCUCCAUCACCCUCUCUGGCGCUGUGAGCGUGGACAGCGGGGACACGCUUAGCUUUGAGAUCACAUCCCCGUCCCAGUGCAACAUCCGCUACUUUGGGGACAGCACUGGGAUCAGUAUGUUGAGCCUUAUCUGGAUUCCCUCAGCAGUGUCAUCAGCCCUGACAGCUACCGUGUCCAGGACUGGUCUGCCCUUUGGAGCAGUCAGGAAUAAACCGCUGUCGUUCCAGCAGAUCAGCCCGGACACAGCGCAGGUUCAUUUGGCCCGUUCAGGGGAGCCAAACAGCCGGAAGAACUUUAUAUUCCACGAGAAAGGGACGGCGAACAUAGCCCUUAACCUAAAGCUGAUACACUCUUGCAAUAUUGUGAAACUCACUUUGCAGCAGGUGGGGGGUCAGGGCGGGCUGGCAGGUCCUGUGGCUCAGCAGGUGUCUGGGUAUAUGCCUGAAGGCAGCCAGUGGGCCAGUAUUGGGCUGAGGGCCUCAUUCCAGGUCCAGAACGGUACAGCUGUGUAUGUUACUCUGGACUGUAUCCGCGGACGAGUUAAUCAGAUAACACACGAGGGAGGCACUAACAUUUCAAUCCUCUGGGUUGCCGUGUGA